AUGGUUGAGGGAGGCCAGGCCGUUUCUGUGGCAACCACGGAGCGUCUCGCUGGUUGCGAGGAGAGCAGCAGGCGCGCGGAAAUCGGCGAGACGCCCGGCACCCCUCACUCCCCUGAAGAUGGGGACCAUGGUAGAGAUUCAGGGCGCAACAGCAGCCAGUCAGAAUCCACGACCUCAGUUGGGUCUGUCCCAAACGAAGCACUUUCGGGGGUGCAGGUGGAUCAGGCCAUCGCUCGCGCCGUGCGGGAGAGGCAUGGUGUCCUGAGGUCAGCGUUCCGGGCCCUGGACACUGAGGGGAACUUCACCGUUACUAAAGGAGAGUUUUGGCAGGUCAUCCAGGGCUUCAUCCUCCCGCUGACGCAACCGCAGUUCACAGCGCUGCUGGCCAAGGCUCCAAGGAGAGAAAAUGGGAGCGUGGCCUACAUGGAGUUCCUGAGGAGAUACUGCAGAACCCCCACUGCGAGGAGCAGGUUCCCCCCCAGGAGUCGACAGCAGGCUAUGACCCUGAAGGAACUUCAGCACUGCCUCAGAGACAAGAUUGGGAACAACUUAAAGAAUGUGACCAGGGCCUUCCGUCUGUUCGAUCACAACCGGGACGGCAGGAUCCAGAAACAUGAACUGCUCAGGGUCUUGGAGAGCUACUGCCUACCCCUGGGAAACCAGGAGUUCUACAGACUUUGGUCGCACUACAGCCCAGACAACCCAGGAACCAUGUCGUACAGAGACUUUCUCCAGAGACUCAGCAUUGACUGCGAAAACAACGCCAAGUUGGAGAGUGAGGAUUCGGUGAAGUCAGCUUUGAACUGGGCUGCUGUCAGUCGAGAUAAUGUGAGACAGCUGCAGGAAAGGACACCUGCAGACUCUGCCACCCUGCCGUGCCAAGGACUGACACUAGAGCAGGUUCACGAUGCCUUCUUGAAUAAAAUGCGUCUGAGCUACAACGAUGUCUGGCGAGCUCUCCAGGUGUCUGACGUUACCUGCAGCGGAGUAGUCUCCCUGGAGGACCUGAGAUCCAUCAUCACCCACUUCCUGUUCCCUUUGAGCGACUUCCUGUUCCAUGGUCUGGCGAGCCGGUUUGGCCUGAAGGCUGCAGAACCGGUACCGUGGACCCAGUUCAUGGCCCAGUUUAAGGAUUUGGCCCCGGACGAGAGGCAGACAUCACGUGUUAGGGGGCACUCUGAGCAGCAGGGCCCUGAUAUAGCCCAGCAGAACCUGCAGGCCCUACAGGAAGUCUACCCUCUGCUGAAGAGCUCUGCCCUGAAGUCUGAUCAAGGCAGGGCCGGGAAGGUCAUGCGGGCAGAGCUGCGGAGGUUGUUGGAAGGCCACAAGUUUCGCCUGACAGAGCUGCAGUUUAAAGAGCUGAUGAUCUUGCUGGACCCUGCACACACUGGUGUUAUCGACAGCCAGCGCAUCCUGGAGCUAUUGCACCCACCACCGGAUAGCAUGGUAGAGGCCAGGGAGUGCAGUGGACCCACACAGAAAGACAAGCUAACCAUGGAGGCUGAUGGAUGGAGCACAGUAGAGGGGUUACUACGUGACAAACUCUCAGAGCACCUUGACCAGGUCACAGAGGCACUCAGACACUAUGACCAAGGUCAGAAUGGGACGGUUCAUCGAGAUGAACUUAGGGAGGUCAUCAACCGCUAUGGGCUACCUUUGUCAGAGGGUCACUUCAACAGACUUUGUGAGCCACACACGGACUCGGGAAGACUAGCAUAUGACCGGUUUCUGAAUAGUUUGGGUGUGUCAAAGAGACGCAGCACAGCAAGAGCCCACAGGGCAAUCAGCAGGUCAUCUGCGUGCAGGGUUAGAACCCGGGCUGUGGAGAACACGGUAUUGAGGAAGAUGAGAGAGAACCUGGCCCAGCGGAACAUCACCGUUCACGACUGUCUCCCGGAAACAGGAGGGAACUCUGACGGAACGCUGAGUUUAAAGCACUUUGAGAGGAUGCUGGAGGACUGUGGAAUCAGUCUUGAUCAGGAGGAGUUUGAUGUUCUGACUGAAGCUCUUGGUUUUAAGGAUGGAACCCUCUCCCAUGCCGACUUCCUGGUUAAAUAUGAAGAUAAACUGAAGGAGAAGAGGGCGACAGAGCUGAAUAACAGUGUGACGGAGAAGCAGCCACGCUUCCUGACAGCAGAGGACUGUCUCUCUCAGAUGAAGGAGAGGAUCGAGAAGUACCACGGGGAUGUCCUCACGGCCUUCCUCCUGAUAGACCGGAACCGGGACAGCGUCAUCGACAGGAACGACCUCAGGCGGCUGUUCGACACCCUGAUAUUCCUCACCAAAGAGCAGGAGUACCAGCGUAUGCUGGAUCUGCUGGGACUCAAACCUGGAGCCACACUGAACUACACAGAGUUCUACAGCACCAUCCAGGCCUGCAGCCAGUCAGGUGCACUGCCUCGACCCACCACCAGAUCGAAACGGUUUGUGGAAGAAGCAGGGGAACAGGUUCACAGUCACCUGGUGGCUCGAGCUCGCAGCAGUUGGUCUGAUAUGGCGAAGGCUUUUUUUCACUCCGAUGAAGAGGGUAACGGCCUUGUCUCUAAGAAUGAAUUGAGAGAGCUCCUGUACUCCUAUGCUUUGCCCAUCACCGCAAACCAGUUCGAAAAAAUCUGGUCCAGGUAUGACAGAGAAGGUAGAGGUGUGCUCACCCAGUCUGAGUUCCUGGACAAGCUGGGCGUGGCUCCUGAGAGCUGUGGGCGUGGCCAGAGCCGGCAGACGGAGGAGGGGCGUUCUGAUUCGCGGGCGCUGGGGACAGCGGGCAGUGCUACACCGGGGCCCCUCCCAGAGUCACGCCCCGAGCCCCUCCCUCAGAGAGAGAGCGUGGAGCACUUUAGCCCCGACAAGGCCAUGCAGAGAGUGAGAGAGGAGGUCACGACCUCCUACUACACCCUGCUCAAGGCCUUCUCUGCCCUCGACAGGAGUGGGAAUGGUACCGUCUCAUCGCUGGAGUUCCGGAGGGUUCUGGACCAUUUCUGUGUCAGACUGUCAGACAGGCAGCAUACACACCUGCUGGCCAGUCUGCCUGUGAGCGAGGAGGACCACAGCAUCCCCUGGAGGACAUUCCUGGAACGAUUCCACCUCAACAACCAGGUCAAAACCUCUGACGACCGGCCGGAGAAAGCAGAAGGAUAUGUGAAGCCACGCCCACUUCCACUGAGUGACAUCCUAGAACGCAUCAGGGAGGUGGUGUGUGCCAGGAUCUACACAAUCGCCAAGGAGAUGGCUGACCGGGACUACGCCCAUCUUAACGUCAUCUCCAAAGAGAACUUCAGGAUCAUCUGCGACCGCCAUUUCCUGAGGCUCACGCCUGAACAGUUUGAGGGCUUGUGGAAGCAGCUGCCAGUGAAUGAUUUUGGAAACCUGGAGUACAACGAGUUUCUGAAGAAGUUCAGUGGAGACCCUGCUGGGGGACUGCAAAACUCGGAGAGAAGGGACCCCAGGCCAAGCUCAGGGGUACCCACCACAACCAUACGCCGCCCCAAAACUGCCCCCUGCACCCUUGGACGCAAUAAGUCAGCAGAUGUGGAGGAGCCCAGGGGAGCUGUGUCUGUUCAGGGGAGCAGUGCUACGCCCCUGCGGACCUUCGACGCCCUGGACCGGACGAUGCGCGGGCAGAUCCGCGGCUGCUGGAGGGAGCUCCAGAGACGGUGCCAGGACGAGGACAUGGCGGGAUGCGGUGGGAUCGGCACGGACCGCUUCCUGGCCAUCCUGCAGGACCUGAGUGUGAGGAUGACGAGGUCAGAGCUGGAGCAGCUAGCGCUGAAGUACGGCAUCGCGGUCAAUGGCAGGAUCCCGUAUGUCGACUUCCUGCGCCAUCUCCUCCUCUCCAUGCAGCCCCGCCCCGCCACCGCCUUCCAUCGACCCAAAGUGCCGCUGCCACGCACCCCGGUGAGCAAGGGGGUUCUGACUGGGCCGUGUGCAGACACCAUGCUUGGAAUGCUCGGCUUGGUUCGGAAGUUCAGGAGACCAAUGAGACACAGCUUUGUUGCCUGCGAUCCAACCCGGAACGGCCAGAUCUCCAUUAGUGAUUUCAGACAGGUACUGGGGCAGUAUGGAAUCUGCCUUUCCCAAGACGAAGUCUUCCAUCUCACCUCUUACUUUGACAAAAAUCUCUCAGGGAAGAUAUCCUACAACGACUUCCUGCAUUCCUUUCUACAGUGA
Molecule: messenger RNA, 4164 nt
Organism: Conger conger (European conger)
Lineage: Eukaryota; Metazoa; Chordata; Actinopteri; Anguilliformes; Congridae
Gene: efcab6
Product: EF-hand calcium binding domain 6
Exons: 29
Coding region: 1-4164 (1387 amino acids)
Cellular component (GO): nucleoplasm
Molecular function (GO): calcium ion binding
Source: RefSeq, a predicted model, not a curated record